AUGAGUGACGCCGUUACUAUUAGAACCAGAAAGGUCAUCAAGAACCCUCUUCUUGCUAGAAUUCAGUUUGUCAUUGACGUACACCACCCAGGUAAGGCUAACGUCUCCAAGGAUGAGCUCCGUGAGAGACUGGCCGAGAUCUACAAGGCUGACAAAGAUGCCGUCUCCGUGUUCGGUUUCAGAACCCACUUCGGUGGAGGAAAGUCCUCUGGUUUCGGUCUGGUGUACCAGUCCGUCUCUGAUGCUAAGAGAUUUGAGCCAACCUACCGUUUGAUCAGAUACGGAUUGGCCCAGAAGGUGGAGAAGCCAUCCAGACAACAGAGAAAGCAAAAAAAGAACAGAGACAAGAAGAUUUUUGGUACUCAAGAGAAGUUUGCCAAAAAGGCUGCCAAGCGUGCUGCCGAAUAG
This is a messenger RNA of Komagataella phaffii GS115, 408 nucleotides long. Its product is annotated as 40S ribosomal protein S24. The coding region runs from base 1 to 408 and encodes 135 amino acids. Gene Ontology annotation, molecular function: structural constituent of ribosome. The record is from RefSeq and is a predicted model, not a curated record. The transcript is spliced from 2 exons. Gene Ontology annotation, cellular component: ribosome. Gene Ontology annotation, biological process: translation. NCBI's taxonomy places the organism in Eukaryota, Fungi, Ascomycota, Pichiomycetes, Pichiales, Pichiaceae.